Vitrella brassicaformis is the source of this 2130-nucleotide messenger RNA. NCBI's taxonomy places the organism in Eukaryota, Vitrellaceae. The record is from the annotation of a GenBank genome assembly.
GCCGUUUUUUCAUACUGUACAACGUCGCAAACAUACCCACACACACAUACACAUACAUCCACGCACAAAACAUUCACUCACACAACACAAGGUACGAACACCCACCACCGACGGAUGUCACGUCGCGUCGCAGACACACGCACAGCACAUGGUCCCUGCCCCACCGCCUCGCCUGCCCCACAGCCCUGUAACUCAGCCAGCCGAUCAAGCAGGAGAGGGACACAAAAGGCGCACACGAGACACGUACAUCAUGAUGUAGGCUCAUACUGACGGGCACACAGACAGACAGACAGACAGAUAUGAGUCGAGCAAAACAAGGCGGCAUCCAGGCAGUCAGGCGGACACAGACAAACGAGGUGUGUAGAGAGAAACGUCGGGCACCCACCCAGCCUCGUCCACGCAUUCACUUGUGAGUAAAAAGAGAGAGAGGCUGGGACGAAACGGGUCGGUGGGCGGGGCGGGGGGUGGGGUGGUCUGGGCUGGCGUGACAGCACAGCGAGUGGAGUGGAGUGAGCACGCAAGAAUUCAAUCACCCCUCUGAAUUCUCAUGCACGUAUGGCGCGGCGCGUACACACACAGACACCACACUCAUGACAUGGCAUGGUGUGGUGUGCGUGCAGGCAUCACACAACACACCACAAGCAAGCAGGCAGGCAGGCAGGCAAGCAACUCAGCAAUAGAUAGAUAGGAGGCGGGUGCGCGUGCACCGUCCGUCAGAGCCGACGCACACACACACACACAUACACACACACAUACACACACACAUACACACACGUGUACGUGCAGGGUAGAGAAAGGCGGGCGGAUAGAGAGCCAUACAUAACAUAGAAGGGGGCCGCCCGUCGUAGCGAGGCGAUCCCUUUUGGGUGUCGAUAUGUAAUGGUACGAUGGAUUCGAUAUGGUAGUCAGCAGAGUCAGCGCAUGGCAUGCAGCCACCCGGCGAGCGGCCGAGCGAGUGACAGCGUCACUCAUCCCUCGACCGACUUGCGCACGAGCGCCCUAACCUUCCUCUUGUAAUCCGCCAUGUCCUGCUUCAUGUUCACCUGACGAACAACGAGACACACACCAACACCAGAACCAACACACGUGACGCGCCCUUCUCUCUCCGUCUCUAUGUUAUGUGAGUGCUUUCUCUCUCUCUCUCACCGCGGCGUCAAUGUUUGCCGGAGAGCUGAGGUUGGGCUCGCCGAGCAUCGAUAUGACGCUCACCAAAAUUGACUCAACACCUGCACUCACUCACAGACCCAGAUGAGAGAUCAAUUUUUACAUGUUUUGGUGUGUGUGCUGUCUGUCGACUGACCGAGUAUUGGCCUCCACCGUUCCUCGGGUUUCUCGUCGGGGUUGAGGGCGUCGGUGCCGGGCGGAUGCAAAAUCGAUAUGCACACACGGCCAUCCGGGUAGACUGAACACACACACACACACAGAGGAGAGCAAUACUAAGUCCCUCCCUCCCUCCCUCCCUCUGUCCAGUCGUGUGUGUGUGUGUGUGUGUGUGUUGGUUACUGUUAGGGUGCCACAUCUCGCAGUCGAAUUUCAUUUCAGGGGGGUUGUUGGGGAAGUCCUCGGGGAAGGUGAGGGUGGCGUUGAAAAUCCCACCCUCAUACAGCGUGUCGGGCGGGCCCUCGAAGCACACCUUCCACUUGAACCAGUUGCUGUCAUCCUCCAAACCCACAGAGAAACCCGAAGAAUCGUCACGCGUCAACUCUGAUAUAUGGAUGGGAUGGGAUGCCACAUACGACACACACGCACAAGAGAGGAAGGGAAAGCAUAAGUGAGAUGACGCAAGGUCUCGUGUGUGAUCUUCUGGUGCCAUCUGUGCGGUGUUCUGCGUGGCUGCGUACCCAGGAGUUGCCUCUUGAGCAGUUCUCGCGCCACCGACCCCAUGCUGAUGUGUUCCUCCACCAAGCGAUGCUGUCGUGGCUUGCCGUUGUCCCGUGGAGCUCCCUGACCCACUCAAUCGCCUCUAUGGCAUACGACAGCCUGCCGAACGUCCUGAUGACACGCUCUCGGCCGACCAAAGUAACUACGCUGGCAACAAAUCGGCCGCUCCGCUCCCAAAUCUGACGCUGUGGCCCUGACCCAACAGUACACCACCUACAAGCUCCCUUUUGCCUCCUCCCUUUGUCUUCG